Molecule: messenger RNA, 2010 nt
Organism: Orbilia oligospora ATCC 24927
Lineage: Eukaryota; Fungi; Ascomycota; Orbiliomycetes; Orbiliales; Orbiliaceae
Exons: 2
Coding region: 1-2010 (669 amino acids)
Source: RefSeq, a predicted model, not a curated record
AUGGUUGCCGCUUCGAAGAUUCUCCCAGUUUUGUCUUUGGGACUAAUCGGGCUUUCCCAAGCUGCAGAAUGGCACGUUCCAAUUGCUGCAGAAGAGAACCAUAUUGGUAUGGUUCCUAUUCGUCAGGAACAUAUUAUCAAAGGCUUAAAGAGAAGAUCCGAUGAUCUAUCUCGGCUUAAGCCCCAGGAUGAAGUCAAGAUGUUCUACGGGAGAGCAUUGUCGGAGGCACAUCUUAGAAUCGCUGACAUGACAAUUACCAAACCGGAUGCGAACCAUCCGCUCAUCUUGUUGGAGAACUUUGAUGACCUUACCGAAAGCAUAACUUGCACCGAUCAGGACUCCAAGAUUGCACUAAAAUUCAAGAGCAAGAACGCUAUGGACACUGCUAUCAAGUCCUGGGAUUGGAUCAACCAAAGCGAUAAUGAUUACUUCUUUCUCUUCACUCAUCAUCAUCACACGGGUUGCGGCCCUGAUGAGGAAAGAACUUCCUACAAAAUUACUGCCGUCACCUACGAUAAAACUACUUUUACAACAGUUCUCACAAAGGAGAAGGCAACAUGGAAUGAAACCCUUCAGAACUUUGAAAUCAAGAUCAGGACUGUUGAGCACCCUCGGCCGAGCUUCGCUAGGAGAGACCUUAAAAGUGUCCUCCGCACCGGUAUCUGCGCAUUUUCUGGACCUUUCGAGGACUUGUUCAAAUUUCAAUGCGAGGAAGAAGUUGGAAAGGGUAUUAACUCAGUUGUAGAUACGGUGGAGGAAGGGUUCGACAAAGCGGUCGAUACUGUUGGUGAAGGGUUUGAUAAGGCUGUUGAUUUGGUUGGCGAGGGAAUUGAUGUUGUUGGUGAAGGACUUGACAAGGCUGCUGAUUUGGUUGGAGAAGGUAUCGAUACAGUCGUUGAUGUGGCAAGCACUGUUGGAGGAUACGUCGAAGAAGGCCUGAAGCCGGUUGUGGAUGUUGUCAGCAGUGGCCUCAAUACCCUCCUCGAGAAGUUUGUCGACGGAAAUUAUAAGGUUUCUUUUGGAAAGAAAGACCCCAAGCACAAAAUUCCACUCACAGGUGUUGCAUUCAAGGGAGAAGUCGACGUUGACAUGGGGGCGAAUUGUGUCGGCUGCUAUCUCGAGGGUGGGUUUGGCUUCAAAGCCACGAUCUCUCGAGUGAAUGGAGCAACCCUGCCGAGUGCCAUCUUUGAUAUCUCGCCACAGAUCGAGGGAAACUUCGGUCUUGAACUUAUUGGCGUGGUUUCCAAGGAACACGACUACAACGUCGGCGCGGCGAUCGGGGACGAUAUCUUGAAGACCAUGGGUAUUUCCCCAUUUCUCAAGAUCGCACCCGAGGCUAUUGCAGGCCCCGGAGUUGUGCUCAAGGGCGAAGCCACCAUUUCUACAACUAUGGGUGCUCGCUUCAGUUCUAAAGGCGCUCGGAUACGACUUGUCGCUGGCACAGACCCCAGUAUCUCAGUCCCAUCUUGGCCCAAGGAUCAGUUCAAACCAAACUUCGAGUUCGCCGGCCCCGAGUUCCAGGGCGAGAUCAAUCCAUACAUUCGCUGGGGUUUCGGUUUCGGUCUGGAAAUUGCGGAUACUGGCAAGUUUGGUGUAUGGGGAGGUAUCGACACCAGUGUCAAUAACGUCUGGGCUUACAACACUUGUGAGGGAGCCAAAGAAAAGACCUUCCACUAUCAAUCCACUUUCAACGUUGCCGCAAAGGUCAACGUUGUCGCGGAGAUUGAGACAUCUAUCGGCAAUAGCGAAAGGCUAAGGGACAAGGCAAAGAAGGGAGCCAAGGACGGGUUUAUCAACGGUGCCAUCGACACAGUCGUCAGAAAGGUUCUAGGGGACUUGGCCGAUGGUAUUUCUAUUACAAACGCUACUAUUUACGAUGGCUGCGAGGCUCCAGCCAAGCCCGCCAGUGCAAAGGGAGUGCAAGUCCUCAGCACUCCUAAGCUACCUAAAGCUGCUGCGCCAAAGUAUAUGUCUGGAUACUCUCGCCCAAUCUACGGCGAACUACUUUAA